Molecule: messenger RNA, 1328 nt
Organism: Glycine soja
Lineage: Eukaryota; Viridiplantae; Streptophyta; Magnoliopsida; Fabales; Fabaceae
Exons: 2
Coding region: 1-1086 (361 amino acids)
Molecular function (GO): nucleotide binding
Source: RefSeq, a predicted model, not a curated record
AUGGCUGAAACUCCCACAAUCCGUUUCGGCGUCAUCGGCUGCGCCGACAUCGCGCGCAAGGUCUCGCGCGCCAUCUCCCUCGCCCCCAACGCCGCCCUUUACGCCGUCGGCAGCCGCUCCCUCGACAAGGCGCGUGCCUUCGCCGCCGCCAACGGCUUCCCCGCCGCCGCCAAGGUGCACGGCUCCUACGAGGCGGUCCUCGACGAUCCCGACGUCGACGCCGUGUACGUACCGCUCCCCACUAGCCUCCACGUGCGCUGGGCCGUGCUCGCCGCGCAGAAGAAGAAGCACGUCUUGCUCGAGAAGCCCGUCGCGCUCCACGCGGCGGAGUUCGACGAGAUCGUCGAGGCGUGCGAAUCCAAUGGGGUGCAGCUCAUGGACGGUACGAUGUGGAUGCACCACCCCCGCACCGCCAAAAUGAGGGACUUCCUCUCCGAUUCUAACCGUUUCGGCCAACUCAGAUCGAUUCACACUCAUUUUACAUUUGCUGCUGAUGCCGAUUUCCUUGAGAAUGACAUUCGUGUGAAGCCAGAUCUUGAUGCACUUGGCUCUCUUGGCGAUGAAGGGUGGUAUUGUCUUAGAGCAAUACUCUGGGCUGCCAACUAUGAACUCCCUAAAACUGUAAUAGCCUCACGCAAUCCUGAGCUUAAUAAAGCUGGGGUGAUAUUGUCUUGUGGGGCUUCUUUACACUGGGAAGAUGGGAAAGUAGCAACCUUCCACUGCUCCUUCUUGACCAACUUGACAAUGGAUAUAACUGCUGUUGGGACAAAAGGAACACUACAUGUUCAUGACUUCAUUAUCCCUUAUGAAGAGAAGGAAGCAUCGUUUUAUGCAGCUACAGAAACAGGCUUUGAUGACCUUGUGUCAAAGUGGAUCCCACAGCCAAGCAAGCAUAUAAUAAAAACUGAUAUCCCUCAGGAGGCUCUUAUGGUAACAGAGUUUGCUCGUUUGGUGGCAGAUAUCAAAUUCAACAACUCAAAACCUGAGAAGAAGUGGCCAACAAUUAGUAGGAAAACUCAACUGGUAUUGGAUGCUGUGAAGGCUUCAAUUGAGAGGGGUUUUGAGCCUGUUCAGAUUCAGGAAUGAGAUGUAUGUAUUGUUUCUGUGGCUUGUUGAACUGAGGUCUUUGUUCCAUUAGUGCAUCUCAAAAGUCAUUUCUAUUUUAUUUGUAUUUUUAAGCAGUCAUUGCUGACCUGUGCAUAGAGGAGGAAUGCAGGGUCUGAAGACUCUUACACAAUGCACAUUUUUAUGUACUUCAAGGAUGGUGACGGGGAAUGAACCAAAUAAAUAGUUCUAACAACUUCCUUACCUGUUUUCAUUUGUGAUUA